ACCGCGUAAGGCGAAGCGCGCCCCGCCCCGUGACUUUCUGCUCUUCCAAUGACCUUCAGAGCCGCGGAGUCAUCGCGAACGGAAGUCCUCUGUCUGUGCACUGAUUGGUCACCCAGAGCCUGCCCCGCCCUUCGUCUUCCGCUCUCCUUCGCAGAAGUCCGUGGGCUCUUCGUAGUUUCGCACGUCGAGAAGCGGGGCCGCCGGGUACUCACGAUGCCGCGUGGAAGCCGAAGCCGCACCUCCCGCAUGGCCCCUCCGGCCAGCCGGGCCCCUCAGAUGAGAACUGCACCCAGGCCAGCACCGGCAGCUCAGCCACCAGCAGCGGCCCCACCAUCUGCAGUUGGCUCACCGGCUGCUGCUCCCCGGCAGCCAGGUCUGAUGGCCCAGAUGGCAACCACUGCAGCUGGUGUGGCCGUGGGCUCUGCUGUUGGGCACACACUGGGUCAUGCCAUCACUGGGGGCUUCAGUGGAGGAAAUAAUGCUGAACCCGCAAGGCCUGACAUCACUUACCAGGAACCUCAGGGAGCCCAGCCCACACAGCAGCAGCAGCCUUGCUUUUAUGAGAUAAAACAGUUUUUGGAGUGUGCCCAGAAUCAGGGCGACUUAAAGCUCUGUGAGGGUUUCAGUGAGGUGCUGAAACAGUGCAGACUUGCAAACGGUAGGAUUGGCCUAAUCGAGGUCAGAUUGAAGCAAUGGAAAAUCGGCUCUCAUGACCAAGUUGAUUUAGCAUAAAAAUAUAAUUGAUAAUGAAGGUAUAAAGUGCAAAAGCACCAGUUAAACCUCCCCUCUGUCAUUCAUAGCUUCCUUCAGAAUUGCAAUGAAAGAGAUGGUUCUUACUGUGUAGAAUUUCAUUAAGAUGGUGUAGUAUUUGGGACUAGGCAAGUGUUUGUGUGGCCUCCUUAAGCCAGCUGUUGUGAUUUUGGGUUUUUUGUGAGUUAAUUAGAAUAAAGUGGUUUUCUUCCAAGA
Messenger RNA from Carlito syrichta (Philippine tarsier), 966 nucleotides. RefSeq names its product coiled-coil-helix-coiled-coil-helix domain containing 2 (gene CHCHD2). Gene Ontology annotation, cellular component: nucleus; mitochondrion. Gene Ontology annotation, molecular function: sequence-specific DNA binding. The transcript has 4 exons. Gene Ontology annotation, biological process: positive regulation of transcription by RNA polymerase II; mitochondrion organization. The coding region runs from base 49 to 732 and encodes 227 amino acids. Lineage: Eukaryota; Metazoa; Chordata; Mammalia; Primates; Tarsiidae. The record is from RefSeq and is a predicted model, not a curated record.